Dissoconium aciculare CBS 342.82 is the source of this 2720-nucleotide messenger RNA. RefSeq lists its product as uncharacterized. The coding region runs from base 116 to 2587 and encodes 823 amino acids. The record is from RefSeq and is a predicted model, not a curated record. The transcript has 2 exons. Gene Ontology annotation, molecular function: zinc ion binding; DNA-binding transcription factor activity, RNA polymerase II-specific. Gene Ontology annotation, biological process: regulation of DNA-templated transcription. Lineage: Eukaryota; Fungi; Ascomycota; Dothideomycetes; Mycosphaerellales; Dissoconiaceae.
CAAACGUCAAGAAUACAGAACUCGUUUCGACGAAGAGGAAUCGAUUUCCUCCUGUAGAACGAUUCUCCGUUUCCCCCAAACCGUGACAACGAUCCAAACCGGCGGCUUCGUUGCAAUGUCGGUCCCGCAAGACUUCCUCUCUGUCAGCAUGGGCACUGUGCCCUCUUACUUCAUCUACCGGGAUGUCGCUCCUGGCGAACCCUUCGACCCGACUUCUUCUCCCAAAUUCUACCCUGCAAAGGACUCCGACGAACUUUUCGACGCUCUGAGAGCCAAGUACCCGCAUGUCCCGAACCACGCCGAUCGGAUGCGCGAUGCCAUGAUCGAUUUCCUGCUCGAAGAGCGGGCUGCUGGAUCAUAUCAAACAUCUCCCGCCCUGACCAUCGACCCAAGCACUGUUAGCUGGACGUCGGCCUCUUCCGAAACCAUGUCAUCAUUUUACAACAGCCCCGAUCAGUUCGCUAUGCUGACUCCGGCCUCCUUUGACCAAUCACCGCUGCCCGAGGCGCCUGUUGCAGACCGAUCCGCCUCCGUCUCAGGCCCGGCCGACAGGAGCCCUCCUUCUCUCAAUGCAAUGACUGGAGUUUUCAGCAUCACUGCCGGCACGCAGCCUAAGCAACGGACACGACGAAAGAUGACCGAAGCCGAGAAGAUCGACUACCGAAAUCGACGCAUCGCCAAGGCUUGCGAUAAAUGUGCAAAACGCAAGCGCAAGUGCCACCAUGGCCAGAAUGCUGAGGUCCCCGCUACCGCGGCAGUAGCAUCCUGCCGCAAGGUACUCAAGUCUCCACGACAGGGAGGCAAUAAGUCAAAAUCGGCGUCUACCAUACAGCUAGUUCCAUCCAUGCUCGCAGAUCAGACUUCACUGUUUGGAUUCGGAGAUCUUGAAAUGGCAGAUCUGCUCGACAUGAACGGACUAGACAACUUUGGUCUUGAAGUCAAGCCGGACGACUUUGUGUUCGACGCCUUUGUGCACACUUCUCACUUUGCAAACUUUGGAGACCAGAACCUGCAGGCUGUCAACAAUAGCGCAGACAUCUCCUUGCAAAACCUUGCACCCCAUCGUCUUCGUGCAUCUAGCACCAUGGUGGAAGACUUCGAGCUGUACAGCCCCGCUAGCAAUUCAGGCGGCGAAGACGGAUGGACAACUUGCACGAACCCGACCACACUCAACUUUGGAUCACUGGACGGUGGACAACAGUUCGCUGCCCAGACUUCAUCCUCUCACCAUUCACGACAAAUAAACCAAUUUGCUUUACAAAGCGCGUCACUUCAAUCGACAACACAAGCCACAAAUGGCGCCGAUAGUAUAGGCCCAUUCCACGCGCAUCAACCACAAGCUGCACCUGCGGAACUCUCGAGCGCACGCGGGUGCCCUCGAUUAGGGAACAAUUCACUACAAACCGCCGCACCCAACGAUGAUGCUGUUGUGGCUAUGAGAACCAAUGAUCAGCAGAUCAUGGAUCCACCUCUGCCACAUGGUACACAAGGACAUGGAAUUUUUGCCAUAGACCAGAAGGCUCACAACAAAGGCGUCUGCGCCACGUUCGAUGCCCAUGGUCUACUGAAAUCGUCAGACAUACCCGCGCUACGCCCAGAUCACACGAUGAAUCGCGCGCGCACUGUCGGCCGUUCUGCGACGCAAGAAGUCUCCGGCAUGCAAGCAUUCACUGUACCCGCAGUCAAUGCGUACGAGCCUUCGGGCUUAGAGCAUCGCGCACACCAAGUACCAUCCCUUGAUGCUGCCGUCCACGCUUAUGCUGACCUUCAACACCACAUGGUGCCAUUCCAGCGAAGUCGGACAGUAGUAAACGAGAAUGUCGAUACGAACACGCUCUCCAGUCCAGGAUCAGGCCACAUUCAUGCUGCUAAUUCAGCGAGAGUCGCCGCUUUGGGUGCUCAUGCAUCCAGGGCGUUGAUAACCUCGUAUGGCUCGUGCAUACAGCCAUCAUACCUUCAACUUGGUGAAAUUGCAACAAGCCACACGAGCGUUUCAUCGAGCACAUCGCACCUUUCCUGGACCCAAUCCCAGCAGCAAGAUAGCCACGAGCCAGUUGUCAAUGCUGCUGACUGCCGAUCGAGCUAUGAGAGGCAAACCACUUCAGCAGCCGGUCAAGCGAUUCUUACAUCCCACGAUGACCGAGUCACGAGUGGAUCGGGAAUACAAUCACAGCGACAAGAUGAGAAGAACGGAUCUGUGGUCUCUGCUUUACUCUCGCCUCAAAGCGUCAGCUUGAUCUCCUGCGUCCUGAUCUCACUCUUGAUCCUAUCGAUGCUCUGCCUCGACAAACACUUGGUCAUGCUGCUUGUGUUCGCUUCGAUCAGCCACGUUGAAACCUUCGACAAACUGGCGACAUCACCAGACAACAUCUCGCAUAUCAAAGAGAAACACACAGUGCCGUUCCCCAAAGACUGCGCAUCGCGCCCGUCGAUUUGGACUCGUCCUGAAUUGAUAGUGUGUCGUUUUCGAACGCAUGAGGUGAACGGUCAGUUUGCGGAUAAAAAGAGUUUUCCCCUUGUGGAAAGAUGUGUCCGAGGACUUCCCUUUCGUCACACGCCGUCGUUAUUUAGUAUUUUGAGUGGAUGAGGUUUGGCAGCAUUUGAGAUAGCAUUUCCUUCCCGUCUCCAAAAAGUACCAAAUGUUUUUUUUUCAAUCAACCAUUACGUCUUCCUCCUUGCUUAUAUGCAUGCAUGUGCGUCAUAAUGCCGAUCGACCUGCG